AUGAUCUUAGUAACAGAUGAGAAACAAAGCCCACCAGUGUUUCAAAGGCUUUUUGUUUGUUUUGAUGGUGUGGCUAAGGGGUGGAGGGAUGGCUGUAGGAGAGUUUUGUGUGUUGAUGUCUGCUUUUUGAAAACCUUCCUAGGUGGACAAUUGAUGGCAACUAUUGGGAGGGACGGGAACGAUCAAAGGUUUCCGGUGGCAUGGGCCGUGGUUGAAGGGGAGAAUAAUGCAAGUUGGGAAUGGUUUAUGAAUGAAGUUAGAAACUGUUUGCAGCUAAAUGAUGGAAGUGGUUUGGCAAUAAUAUCUGAUGAGCAUUUGUCCAUCCUUGCUGCUGUCAAGAAAAUUUUGCCUAAUGCAGAACAUCUUCAUUGUGCAAGACACAUCUAUGCACACUGGCACAAGAUGUUUAGAGGAGAUGAAUUCAAACAACUUUUCCGGAGGGCUGCAAAGGCAUAUAAUGAAGCAUAUUACAAUGAUGCAUUGGAGGAAAUGAAGAAGGUAAACCCUGAUAGUGUGGAUGCCUUCAAAAGUUACAAUCCUAGGUUGUUUUGUCGGCGUUUCAUGAACACUGACACUAAAGUAGAUGUGAUUGUAAACAACCUAGCAGAAACUUUCAAUGGAUACAUAAUAAAUGCAAGAACUAAACAUCUUCUAUACAUGCUUGAGGAGAUUAGAACUGCACUAAUGCAAAGGUUACCACUAAAAAGGGAUGAAAUGGCAAAGAGUCCUGGUUCUAUAUGUCCUAGGAUCCAAUUAAAAUUAGACAAAGCUAAGGCAGAAGCUGCUAAUUGUGUAGUGGUGCCAUCAAUUGCUACUCUUUUUCAAGUUACAGAAAAAAUGGAUGUCCUAAAUGUUGAUUUAGAUGCUAGGAAUUGUACUUGUGGGGUGUGGGCCUUGACUGGAAUUCCUUGCCAACAUGCAGUUACUAGUAUUUUCAUUUGUCGUAGGAAUGCAGAGGAUUUUGUAGCUCACUGGUACACAAAAGAAACUUAUAACCUCUCUUAUGUAUCAUCAAUCCCACCUUGUGUUGGUGAGAGGCACUGGCCUAAGGUAGAUCUGCCUUUGAAUCCUCCACCAAUAAAGAUUGGCCCCGGAAGACCAAGAAAAAAUAGGAUAAAGGAUCCUUUUGAGGAUCCUAAAAAACCUGGUAGGUUGACUAGGCAUGGAUUACAAAUGACUUGUUCAAUAUGCAAAGAACCAAACCACAAGAAAAGAAAAUGUCCAAACAAAGACAAUAUUCCUCCACAGUUGGGUGAUGGUCCUCGGCCAAGAAAAAAAAGGACAACUGGUGUAACUGUGGGUCAAGGGAGUCAAAUAGGUGACUCCAAUGAUGUUCUCAAUGCCACAGCACAACCUACAAGGACUAGCAGAGGUGGAAGAGUGAUAAGAGGAGGUAGGGGCUCUAGGGGUGGUAGAGGGAGAGGAAAGGCCGCAAACACCUCUGGCAAGGGAAGGGGAGGUGGAAGAGGAGGUGGUGCAAGAGGAGGUGGAAGAAAUGGCAGGGGGCAGAGGGCAUCAUGUAUCUUUUUAAACUAUUUCUAG
Messenger RNA from Beta vulgaris subsp. vulgaris (sugar beet), 1542 nucleotides. RefSeq lists its product as uncharacterized. Lineage: Eukaryota; Viridiplantae; Streptophyta; Magnoliopsida; Caryophyllales; Amaranthaceae. Gene Ontology annotation, molecular function: zinc ion binding. The transcript is spliced from 2 exons. The record is from RefSeq and is a predicted model, not a curated record. The coding region runs from base 1 to 1542 and encodes 513 amino acids.